AUGGACCUUCUACUCUUACCAACGGAUGUGAUUGUUCAGAUUCUUCACGAGUUAGAGUAUCAGGAUCUACUAUCUGCCGCUGCCACGUGUCGCACGCUGCGCUCAUUAGCUAAUCGGCCCCAAGUCUGGCUGAAUCUGUGCAAGCAGUGGGAAUCCGACGUGGCGAUUUCAGAUUGGCUCGUCGAGACGAGUUCCCCGAAAUGCCUCUUCCGUCUCUUGAAAGCUCUCGAUCCAUUGGCUGGAGUCUGGGCUGCUGAUGACUUGGCUCCACGUGGCGGUCUGCUGUUUGCUAGUUGGGAAAAGAUGUCCAUGGUCGCUUAUCGCAUCAUUCCUGACUGGCUUGACGGGUCUCUGCUCUGCGCGCGUCUCUUCCUCAUCUCCGCCCUCCCCGACGGAACCACGCAGCUGCGCCUCCUAGCCGGGCGCGGGUUGGAGGAGCAGCACACUGUGGAGUUACCGGGUGUGCUUGUAUGGGAGACAGCUGAAAGACAGAGGUUCCACCUGCAAACCCUCCUCCCUGCCGCCCGCCCUGCGUCUCGGGACGGGUCGCUGCUCUGCGCGCGUCUCUUCCUCAUCUCAGCCCUCCCGGACGGAACAACGCAGCUGUGCCUCCUAGCCGGGCGCGGGUUGGAGGAGCAGCACACUGUGGAGUUACCGGGUGUGCUUGUAUGGGAGACGGCCGAGCGCCAGAGGUUCCACCUGCAAACCCUCCUCCCUGCCGCCCGCCCUGCGUCUCGGGGGAAUGCGGCUGGUUUGUUUGGAUCGUCUGCUCGCCUUGCUGCACCGAAUGCUGCCUUCUCUUCCCCUGCGCCCGCGCCCUCGUCUUCUGCUGCCGCUGCUCCUCCUCCUCCUCCUGCUGCUUCUCCUGCUGCUUCUCCUGCUGCUGCUGCUUCCGCUGCUGCUGCUGCUGCUGCUGCUGCUGCUGCUGCUGCUGCUGCUGCUGCUGCUGCUGCUGCUGCUGCUCCGCCUGUUUCCCCUGCUGCUGCGGCGCGGUUGAAUCCCCUGCUGGCGCGCUACAUGGUAAACGCCCCUUCCAAUACCAGCAGCACGCUCGCCGGAGCUGCUGCUGCUGCUGCUGCUGCUGGGAGUGCCAAUGUUGCUGCUGCUGGAAAUGCAACGGGAGCAGCCGAUAAUGGGGAGCAGCAGCAGCAGCAAGAGGAGCAGCGGCGGCAGCAGGAGGUUGGAGAUGCUCUGUUGGGCCGCCAGCUGCGAGCACUGCAGUACUUGUCGGGAAUAGCAGGGGCAGGCAGAGGGCUGGGCCGCGGCAAUGCAGCUAGGGGCAACGCGGGCGGUAAUAGCAAUGCUAGUAGGGGAGGGAGGGAGCAUGGGAGGGAGGGUGGGAGUGUGGGAGGGAGGGGUGGUGGUGGGAUGGCGGAUGCACUUGCAGGAGUGGGGACUGGUGGGUCCCGAGCACAGCUAUUCGGGCACCUGCCGUCACUGCAACCGUUGCAGCAGCCGUUACAGCAGCAGGAACAGCAGCCGUUGCAGCAGCAGCAGCAGCAGCAGCAGCCGUGGCUCCCGAGCGCGUUUCUUGUGGCAGAAGGGCUAGCAUCCGGCAGUGGCAACGGCGGGGGCAGCAGCAGCAGUCAGGGCCCAGGCGGUAGCAGCAGCAGCAGCUCCGCUGGCGCAGGCGGAACUGGGGCGGGCGGAGCUGGCGCAGGCGGAACUGGCGCUGGCGGAACUGGCGGUGGCGGAACUGGCGAAGGUAGUUCCGGGGGCCAUGGGUGGUCCUGGAUUGGCGGAGCAGGGGGAGGGGGAGGGGGAGGGUUCCAGGGAGGCGGAUUCGAGGGAGGGGGGUUCGGGGGAGGGUGGAAGCGCGGAGGGGAUGGGGGGAUGGUGGAUGAGGUGAGUGGGCAGGUGAGACGGCUGCCUGUGCCAAAGUCAAGCUACAGCCGGGUGCCCUUGACCCGUGGAGAGAAGGAGCGGGAGAGGCGGAGAGGGGCGGGGAAGAGGCGGGCGGGUGACGUGCGCGCGGGGGUGCAGGGAGGGGGGGAUGGGGCCGGGGGGAGCUUUGACGGAGUGGGUACUGGCGCAAAUAUAGGCGCGGGUGGGAUGGAGGCGGAUGGCAUGAAGGAGGAAGUUCUAGGGGCGGAGGGAGGAGGCGAGGGAAUGGAGGGGCAUGAAGGGUGGAUGAUGGAUGGAGAUGGGUGCGCGGAGGAGCGCGGGGAAGAGAGCAGAGGAGAAGGAAGGAAGGGGGUAGAGGGCAAAGGAGGAGGGGGGACGGGGGAUGCAGCAGAGGAGGUGCCUGCAUGGGCGUAUGGGUUGGAGGGGCUGUGGACGGGCGAGUAUGGACCCCAUGGUGUGGAGAUUUUGAAUGUGCUUGUACAGGGGGGAGAGAUCGUCGCGACUAAGAUCACAGGCGAGCCCAAUGUGCCGUUCGAUCCCAAUGUGCCGUGCGGCCAAGUGACCUUCGAGGCCCGCCUCGCCACAGCCCAAGGCCCACCCGACCCAUCAGAUCUUCCUCCCGCCGACAGCCUCCUGCCCCGUGGGCCUGGGGGAGCGCGUGCUGACCCGCUGGAUAAGUCUAUUGUCCCCUUUGUUGCCCUUCUUUACCUUCCAGGCGAUCCCAACGUGCCUUGCGGGCAACAUCGUCAUCCCCCUCGUCCCACCAACGGUGGUGAUAAGCCCCUUGCUUCCCCUUUGUUUCCCUUCCAUUUCUUUCCCAUCUCCCUCCCAGGCGACCCCAACGUGCCCUGCGGCCAAGUGACCUUUAAAGCCCGCCUCACCACAGCCCAAGGCCCGCCCGACCCAUCAGACCUUCCUCCUGCCGACUUCCUCCUGCCCCGUGGGCCCGGGGGAAUGCCUGUACCCCUGCUGACCAUUUCGGACCCGCUUGUUCCCCCUUCCUUCCCUGCAGGCGAUCCGAACGUGCCCUGCGGCCAAGUGACCUUCAAAGCCCGCCUCACCACAGCCCAAGGCCCGCCUGACCCAUCAGACCUCCCACCCACAGACGGCCUCCUGCCCCGUGGGCCCGGGGGAAUGCCUGUGCCGCUCACUCCCACUCGCAGCAUCGUCAUCCCCCGUCCCACCAAUGCUGGUGAUGACUCUGCUGGCAGUGGCAGCAACAUGGGCGCGGGCAGCAGCAGAGGGGGAGGAAGCAGUGAUACAAAUGGGAGUGAUAAUGCAAUGGGGGAUAAUGAUGCCUGUGAUGAUGGUGACUGUGAUGGUGGUGACGUGGAUAGGGCAGCAGAGAGGGAGAGGGAGCGAGCAGAGGAGGUGCAGAGGGAGAGGGGAGAGAGGUGGCAGAGAGCGACGACUCUGGCCCGUGCUGUGAUGCACACGGAUCAUGAUGCGGGGGCAGAUGACGGCACGGAGGUGCAAUUCGUCUGGAUGUGCCAGGGCCAAGGCCGGGUGGCAGACUACAACUUCCGCCGCCCGCAGUGGGUGAACGGUUGUCUGCUGGUGGACUCUGCCGCCCGCAUCACCUUCCUCUGGCAGGACGUGCACUUUGCCAUCCGCUUCCGCCGUCUCGACCUGCCCAAGCUGGUUCACAGUGCUGCUUAG
Molecule: messenger RNA, 3504 nt
Organism: Closterium sp. NIES-65
Lineage: Eukaryota; Viridiplantae; Streptophyta; Zygnematophyceae; Desmidiales; Closteriaceae
Source: the annotation of a GenBank genome assembly